This is a messenger RNA of Fragaria vesca subsp. vesca, 965 nucleotides long. RefSeq names its product 26S proteasome non-ATPase regulatory subunit 9-like. The record is from RefSeq and is a predicted model, not a curated record. The coding region runs from base 51 to 707 and encodes 218 amino acids. NCBI's taxonomy places the organism in Eukaryota, Viridiplantae, Streptophyta, Magnoliopsida, Rosales, Rosaceae. Gene Ontology annotation, biological process: proteasome regulatory particle assembly. The transcript has 5 exons. Gene Ontology annotation, molecular function: protein binding. Gene Ontology annotation, cellular component: cytoplasm; nucleus.
CGAAGAAGAAGAAGAAAAGGCCUCCAGAAAUUUACAGAGAGAAAACAAAAAUGGUGGCGGCGAAUCUGAAGGCGGAGACUUUGGGUCUGAUGGACAAACGGAGUGCUUUGGAGGCCGAGAUGAACGCAAUCAUCGAGCGUCUUACUCAGCCCGGCGGCCCUGGACUUUCCGGCAACCUCCUCAACUUCGAGGGGUUUCCUCGCGAGGACAUUGACAUCCCAGCUGUACGAGCCGAACGACGUCGUCUUGCUGAGCUGAAAAAUGAUUACAAAGAGAUUACGGAGAAAUUGGACCGGAAUAUACAAGUUUUGCAUUCAGCAAAACUUGCUCCAAAAUCAUCAUCCCUCAACCCGUCAGAUGGUCAGAGUGGUUCAGUUGUCAGUGUUGGAGAAUCAGCUUCUGCAACCAAUGUUAAUUCAAAUGCCAUGGAUGUGGAUGUGAGUGUACCCUUUGCAUUGGUUGAUGAGAUAGCUGAUGCAUCGCCAGCGGCAGAGGAUGGUUUUCAACUUGGAGAUCAGAUUGUGAAGUUUGGCAAUGUGGAAAAUGGCGACAAUUUGUUGCAGAAACUUGCUUCUGAGACUCAAACGAAUCAGGGUUGUGCUAUACCUGUUAUGGUCCUAAGGCAAGGUGCCCAAGUGAACUUAAUGGUGACACCUAGAACAUGGCAAGGCAGGGGUCUACUUGGGUGUCAUUUCCAGAUUUUGUAAGCAGUUGCUGAAGCCAAAAGACUGAAUACAGUUAUUUUUCUGUGACUAUGUCAAGUCCCAAAAUGUAGCCAAUUUAGGCCAGUUCCAAUCAGCAGUUUCUUCAGCAUCUAUAUAUGGCUGUUGUAAUGUAGUUUGGUAUCAACAUACAAAAGUCCUGAGAUUAUUUGCCUGUUAUAGCAAGUAUUUGAUGACUUUCUAAUUCAAUCUUAAAGUCGACUUUUCUCAGUUGCCUUCUCUGUGGAUGUUUCUAUGUAUGCC